Molecule: messenger RNA, 301 nt
Organism: Apodemus sylvaticus (European woodmouse)
Lineage: Eukaryota; Metazoa; Chordata; Mammalia; Rodentia; Muridae
Product: protein transport protein Sec61 subunit gamma-like
Exons: 1
Coding region: 65-271 (68 amino acids)
Biological process (GO): protein targeting; post-translational protein targeting to membrane, translocation
Cellular component (GO): Ssh1 translocon complex; membrane
Molecular function (GO): transmembrane protein transporter activity
Source: RefSeq, a predicted model, not a curated record
CUAGAGGGCUCAAUCCUCUCCUGAGCUACGUGUCUCUGCCCUCUCAAACGGCCAUCCCACAGACAUGGAUCAGGUAAAGCAGUUUGUCCAGCCAAGUCGGCAGUUUGUAAAGGACUCAAUUCGGCCGGUUAAAAGAUGCACCAAACCCGACAGAAAAGAAUUCCAGAAGCUCGCCAUGGCCACAGCUAUCGGAUUUGCUAUCAUGGGAUUCAUCGGCUUCUUCGUGAAACGGAUCCACAUUCCUAUUAAUAACAUUAUUGUGGGUGGCUGAGUCCUUUCUCAUCAUGGGACGAGUGAACCA